This is a messenger RNA of Coccomyxa subellipsoidea C-169, 2543 nucleotides long. RefSeq lists its product as hypothetical. The transcript has 14 exons. NCBI's taxonomy places the organism in Eukaryota, Viridiplantae, Chlorophyta, Trebouxiophyceae, Coccomyxaceae. Gene Ontology annotation, cellular component: nucleus. Bases 246 to 2543 code for a protein of 765 amino acids. Gene Ontology annotation, biological process: regulation of salicylic acid biosynthetic process. The record is from RefSeq and is a predicted model, not a curated record. Gene Ontology annotation, molecular function: sequence-specific DNA binding; calmodulin binding; DNA-binding transcription factor activity.
GCUUUGAAUUUCGUGCGUCGGGACAGGAAGGGGUCGAAGAGCAGGGGAGGCAGCUUGUGGCCUUUGUGCUCCACAGCCAGGCUGCUUGUGGUGCAGCCAAGCCCCUCAGCUUGUGCCUUGGCCUGCACAUCUGUCUGUGAAGUCUGCUGUGAGUGGCAGCCAAGAUUCUUGAAACAACCCUGGUGCUGCGUUGGUUUUUACAGUAAUAGUCAGACUGUAGGGAGUGGGCCUUUAAGAGCGUUUUGAUGGUGGAUGACCACCUGCGAGGCGUGAGACUGCCGCCCGAGCUUCAGGGCGUGCAAGGCAGGCCGUUGGAGGAGUACGUUCGGGCACGGAUUAUCCAGUUCGCUGGCGCUUUUGCAAGGCGAAUAAACCCCUCUCUCAAUCCUCAGAUCGUACAACAGGCGGCAGCAGAAGCCAUCGCGAGCCUUCCCGCUCCAGAGUACGGACGGGUGGCAGUAGAGAACCGGGAUCUGCAGCUCGUCUUCCGGCAUGAUUGCCUGAGCCUGGGAUGCCUGGAUCCGCAGUGCGUGCUGUGUGAACACAAUCCUCACAGGCGCUGCAAUGUCAAUUUCGCUCCAAAGUACCUGGUCAAUGAUGUGCUCAAGGCCAAAUGCGAUGCUCCCAUCCGUGUGGAGAUCAUCGACCGCCAGACAGGGGUGCCCCUGGGAGAGGACAUCGCUGAUGUGCACCUAGAGAUGGCCGUCUUGGAUGGCAAUGCCUACGAUGCCAAGUGCUUGGAGGCUGGCCAGGAGCGGGAUGAGGAUUUGGAGGCCUGUUGCCUGCUGCAGAACAACAAGCAACAGGCGCUUCUGGUGCCCAGCGGCGCUGCAGUUCACAACUCGCAGUCCAAAGUUGUGGUGCAGCUCACGAGAGGCAUGGCCCAGCUGCCAGACCUGCAUGUGUCAGACAGCAGUGAGGCAAUGCUGAGCGGCCGCAAGCCCCCCUUCCGCCUGCUGGUGCGGGCUGUGGCCUCUGACGGGCGCAAGGUCAACAUCCGCCAUGCCGUCUCAGAGGGCUAUGUGGUGGCCACCCGCCGCACGAGGACAGCUGGCAAGGUGGAGAUUCCCAACGUGGACGAUCAUGUAAGCAAGCUGGAGCACAUGGGCAAGGAGACUGUGAAGAAGCUGCAGGACAUCCGCGUCAGCGCCAUCCAGUCCGGCAUCGACAUCAGCGUGCCUGACAACCGCAUCGACAAGGUGGGCGAGUUCCGCAAGCUGGCCUUGCUGGCAGAGUCGGACGGGCACCUGCGCCAGAAGCUGCAGCAGGUGCUGAAGCUGAGCAAGGAGAAGUGGGACGAUGCUCGGGACCAUGCCAUGCGCGCUGUGGUGGCGGACAACCGCAUGCGCAUCUGGUAUGCGGACAAGGCCUCCAUGGAGCUCGGCCUCCUCUUCACCUGCCGCCUUGGCAAUGUGGACCUGGACCGCCCUGUCGGUCUCCUGCAGAAGAAGUCGCAGGACGGCCUGCAGACUACUAUGGAGGCGACGCUGAUGGCACAGCAGACCCCUGCUCAGCGCGAACAGGUGAGGCAGCUGCAGCCUGGAGCAGUGGCGAGUUGGUGGCAGCCGGGGCACCCUGGCUGGGCCAUCUACCCGGUGGACAGCGAGCAAUUCAUGAGCACAGGCGCCCUGGAGAGCGUCAGCGUCCCCAACGAGCAGAUCGUGGCCCCCCAGCCCCAGAUGGGAGCAGUGCCAAGUCUGCCGGCCGGCGCCCAGUUCCCGCCGCAGCUGCCGCCCGGCUACGCGCCGUAUGCGCAGGCCAGCACCGGCAUGGGCUCCAUGGCGCCGCCCCAGACGUCAGCCGCGCCCGGCUACGGCACGCGGUCCACGGGCGCGCUCGCGUUCCCUCCCGACACCUCCGCCGCGCCGCAGCCUUACAACUCCCGCUCCCGCACGCCCACUGCUCCCAGGACCUCAGUGCGGCAGCAGCAGCAGGGGGACCAGGCUAGGAAGCCCCCGGCUGGCCAGGAGCAGGCUGCCGGGCAGGAUACCUCUCAGGCGGGAAAUUCGGGGCGGCCGUCGCCGUUUGCGGCGCAGAGCAGCGCAAAGGUGGGCCAGGCAGCAGAGGCCCUGCCGCAGCAGAUGAGCCUACAGAGCAUUGCCAGCAUGUUUGGCAGCACUCCGCUCACCACCGCCGACCUACAGAAGUACCAGUCCGCCGGCCUCAACCUGGCCAAUUUCCCUUCGCUGCCUUCGGCCCUGCCCAGUGGGGACCUGGAGAUGCUGCUGCAGCAGCAUCCCAUGAUGAACUCCGGCAUGGGCAGGGCGCCCUCCUUUGGCAUGGCCAAGCUGGAGUCCAUGGAGCUACCUGAUGCCGUGGCUGCCGUGGCGAUGCUGCAUGACAUGGGCCCGGAGGCGCGCCAGACGGCGGCUGCGCAAGCCGUGGUGGCCGACAUGCAGCGCGCAAACAGCGGGCUGGAGAGCAUGCAGAGCAUCGACGACGCGCUGGGGAACGUGGAGCAGGACAUCAUGGACAAGGUGGCCAACGAAUGGGCGGAGCAGCACCCCCAAAUGUCCCAGCCCCAGCCUCAGCCGCAGCGCUGA